CGGAACAGGAAACCUCUCAGUGGGGCGCAGGCGUGCGGCUACCCUUGGACGCCCGCCCUGGGGGGCUGGCAGGUGUGCGGUGGGGGCGCCUGGCAAGUGAUGGGACCCUGCGCCAGCGCCCCGGGAUAGCGCGGGUGAGGCGACAGAGCCCCGCCCGGGCAGCCAUGGGGCUCCUUCGGCUCCUGGUCCUCGCGGUGCUGGCGUCCGAACCCGGCGUGGCCGGAGGAGCCGAGACCGUCGGGAAUUCCAGCGAGGGUCUUCUUGAAUUUUCCGUAGGGAAGUUUAGAUACUUCAUGCUCAACAGACCCUCCCCAGAGGAUGCCAUUUUGCGUCAUAUUUCCAGCAAUGCAUCUUUCCUUAUUUUCCAGAUACACUCACAGUAUCAGAAUACAACAAUUUCUUUUACUAAGACUCUCCUUCACAAUACCUCAGGAACAGGGACUGACAAAGGACUGGUUUUCAUUCUUAGACCAGAGCAGAGUAUGUGCACUUGGCACUUGGAGACUUUAGACGCUGAGCCUGUCCAAAACAUGGCCAUCCCACUCUCCUAUUCAGAAAGAGAUCCUGUCCCUGGAGGCUGUAAUUUGGAGUUUGAUUUAGAUAUUGAUCCCAACAUUUACUUGGAAUAUAAUUUCUUUGAAACAACUAUUAAAUUUGCCCCAGCAAACCUAGGCUAUGCAAGAGGCACAAAUCCUCUGCCGUGUGACAUUGGGACGGGCCGGGACUCUAGGUGGAGGUUGCUGUAUGAUGUCUAUCAGUAUUUUCUGCCCGAGAAUGACCUCAGCCAGGAGGGUUUGCUAAAGCAUCUGCAGAGGAUGGCAGAGGUGCCUCAGGUGAAGGCCAAUGCAAUCAAGGUGGUUACCCUAACAGCUAAUGAUAAGCCAAGUGUUUCCUUUUCCUCUCUCCGAGGACAAGGUGUCAUUUAUAAUGUCAUUGUUCGGGAUCCACUUCUCAAUACAUCUGCCGCGUAUGUUCCUGUUCACACGUACGCUUGCCACUUUGAGGCCAAGGAGGGUAAUUGUUCUUCCCUUGGAAGAGUAUCAACCAAAGUGUUCUUCACCCUUUUUGCCCUGCUUGGUCUCUUCAUUUGUUUUUUUGGACACAGAUUCUGGAAAACAGAAUUAUUUUUCAUAGGCUUUAUCUUCACGGGUUUCUUCUUCUACAUACCAGUUACAAGACUGACACUUCUUACGUAUGAUGUUCGUCUGAUUUUGACAGCCGUCGCUGGAGGCGUUGGUGGGAUUCUCCUGGUAGCUGCUUGGUGGCGAUUUGGAAUCCUCCUGAUUUGCAUGCUGUGUGUUGGAUUAGAGCUGGGCUUCCUCAUCUCCUCAGUGACGUUCUUUACUCUGCUGGGAAACCUGAAGAUUUUUCAAGACGAUGGUGUGUUCUGGGUGACCUUCUCUUGUAUAGCUGUUGUCAUUCCAGUAGUUUUCAUGGGCUGCCUAAGAAUACUGAACAUACUGACUUGUGGAUUUGUUGGCUCCUACUCAGUGGUCUUGGCCUUUGACAGUUACUUGUACACAAGCCUUUCUUACAUCACUUUGAAUAUACUCAAGAGAGCACUCCACGAGGAUUUCCACAGAGCUUUCACAAAUGUGCCUUUUCAAACUAAUGACUUUAUUAUCCUGGCAGUAUGGGGGAUGCUUGCCGUAAGUGGAGUGACGUUACAGAUGCGAAGAGAAAGAGGGCAGCCAUUUUUUCCUGCCCACCCGUACAAGUUAUGGAAGCGAGAGAGGGAGCGCAGAGUAACGAACGUUCUGGACCCUAGCUACCACAUCCCUCCAUUGAGAGAGAGGCUCUACUGCCGACUAACCCAGAUCAAAGAACUCUUCCGGAAGGAACAGCCAGCUGGAGAGAGAACACCCCUGCUUCUGUAGAUGCCAAAAGACUUGGUCAGUGUGAUCUUGAAGUACAAGUCAAGCGUUGCCCCAGCUUUGGUGUGUAUGCCCAGCCUGCUUCAGCCAUCUCCAGUGCAAAUCUGAGAAGAAAGUAGGCUUUUGUAUCUAUCUGUGCUUUGUACUAUAUUGUGGUGUCCUUACUGAUAUAUUAUCAAAAGGUACCCUUCUUUCGUUUAUUUUUAAUUGUGGUAAAAUUACACAUUUACUGUAUCAAUCAUAAAGUGUGUAGUUCAGUAGGCACUUUGUUUUUGCCUCUUACUGCUUAAAAUGCUAAUUUAAAUAUUAAAUUAUGUCAGUUAUUUGAAAACAGGUCAACUUAUAUAGAUAAUAAAACUUUGAUAUGGA
Molecule: messenger RNA, 2243 nt
Organism: Neogale vison (American mink)
Lineage: Eukaryota; Metazoa; Chordata; Mammalia; Carnivora; Mustelidae
Gene: TM7SF3
Product: transmembrane 7 superfamily member 3
Exons: 12
Coding region: 165-1877 (570 amino acids)
Source: RefSeq, a predicted model, not a curated record